Drosophila subpulchrella is the source of this 2025-nucleotide messenger RNA. RefSeq names its product ras-like protein. Gene Ontology annotation, molecular function: GTPase activity; GTP binding. The record is from RefSeq and is a predicted model, not a curated record. The transcript is spliced from 7 exons. Bases 980 to 1966 code for a protein of 328 amino acids. Lineage: Eukaryota; Metazoa; Arthropoda; Insecta; Diptera; Drosophilidae.
CAGCAGUUGCGACGCGUCGCGGUCGCAGAGAAAAACCAUCGGGGUUGAGUUGUUUUUGCCGCACAUUCAGAUUGGCAACCCGGUUUUGCGUGGUGCGUGUUUUGUGGAAGGGAUGUGGUGCACCUCCUUACCGAACUCUUUUGCAUUUUACUCUGGUCCACAUAUUGCCAGCACUUUCACGACCGCGCUGCGAAGGUGGAAAAUCGCCGGAAAAGUGGGUGGUUGUAUUUUUAUUAUUGCCUUACAAUGGCAACGCAUCGGUCGGCAUUGCGUCGCAAUAAACCCACUUCGAUGGCAUCGGCGACGGUACUAGUUGGAUAUAUAAAAGCAUAAUUGCUGCGAGCCAGAGGCUUAAUACGAAACAGGAAGCUGAAGUGUCAACAAUGCGCCAAAUAAAAUAAAAUGCAUAAAUAAAUAAAGAAAAAUAAAAAAACGUUUACAAUUUAACAACAAAUUUUAAUAAAGUGGAGUCUCUAUAAACAAAAGAAAAAAUUUGAUCAAUAAAAAUAAAUUAAAUAUAAAAGACAGUACAUAAAAUAAACCAAAACAAAAACAAGCAUCAAUUAGCCAAAUAAUAUUUUAUAGUGUUAACAGAAAACAGUCGAUAAAGUUCACAAAUUAAACCAACAAACAUUUGCCAAAUAUACAAAUGUGUUUUAAAUAGAUAAAAAUAUCUUAACAUUUUUGAAAACUUAAUAUUUGAUAUAAAUAUUUUUUUAACUAGUGCGUAUACUUAAUAUUCCUAAGAAUAACCGAUAAUUGUAAAGAAAUAUUAACCAGUUGUUCUCGUAAAAUGGUUUCGUAUACAAAAUAAAAUUAUUACACAUCAAUAAAUAUUUGUAGAGGAAAACAAAAAUCUUGCUUCAACGGUGAAUACUUAUGUGGAGGAAGUUGACCGCCAGCUCCAACGAUUUUUACGCAUUUUCAAUUUCAUGGCCGCACAGCAAAACAAACUGAACUAUUGUUCCUGGUCUCUGCAAUGAAUGCCACCUCGCCAAAGUCAUCGCUGGUCAAGUUGGGCCUGCAUACCAACAAACAAAAGACCCUGAAGGUUAUGGUCUUGGGCCAAAGUGGCGUGGGAAAAACGGCCAUGGUGGUGCGUUUUAUUACCCGACGCUUCAUUGGCGAAUAUGAUCCUAAUCUGGAGAAGAUUUACACCUGCCAAACCACGCUGGACAAGGAGCCCAUUCAGUUUGACAUUCUGGAUGCCACCGGCCAGCUGCAAGAACUAGAUGGCGUUAGUCUGGAGUCCAAUAUCCGCUGGGCCGACGCCUUUAUUCUCAUGUAUUCCAUCACAGACAAGUGUUCCUUCGAUGAGUGCAGUCGUUUAAAGUUCCUCAUUAAUUACAACAAACGAAGACGCAAGUUGGGCUCGGCCAGCAAAGACUACAUAUUGGAUAUUCCUGUCAUUUUGGUGGGCAAUAAGACAGACCAGCCCGGAGAUCGAAUGGUCACCUUGGAGGAGGGUCAACGGAGGUUCAAAGAGCUGUCCUGCGCCUGUUUUCAUGAGGUUUCUGUUAGAGAAAGUGUGGAUCAGGUUCAGAACGUCUUUCGCGAUGUGUUUCGCUUUUGGCGGGUCUUUAGCAAAUUCCCCAAGCUCAAGCGCUCCACGAGCGAUGUGGCCAAUAACGAUGGUAUCCUUACCCCCGAUUCGGGAUCCUGUUCCUUUUACGAUGCCUCGUCCUUGGGCGCCGGUCGACGUUCUUUUCUGGUCAUCGGAAGCGCCUGUUUGGAGGAGAGCAGCGGUGAUCACACAGAGUCCACGGAUGAGAUUGCGAGCAGUAGUUUGAGCAGCUCACGUAGCGAUAUCGAUGCCCCCUUCCGAAGUAGAGCUUCCACGGACGGAACUCUGUUGUCCCGACCACGGAGAUGGCGAUAUCCACCGCCGGGAUGCCUGCUGCCACACACAAAUCGCGUGGAGCGACGGAUGAGCAUUUCCACCAGGGGCAGCAACGCCAGUUAUUGAGAGGGGGAAUUUAAGUCCAGGGAGGGUCGAGCUUAGUUAGUCAAAAUGUAGUGACAAAU